AUGAAUGUUGUCCUAUAUUGCAUAUUGUUAACUACUUUAAGUGUGGAAUUUCUAAUGGGAAAUUUAGGCAAUGCAUUCAUAGUGCUAGUGAACGUUAUGGACUGGGUAAAGAGGCGAAAGAUAUCUUUCAUAGACCAGAUCUUGACUACUCUGGCAAUUUCCAGAAUUGCUUUUCUCUUUUCGCUAAUUGCACAUUUAUUUGUAUAUAAAUGGUAUCCAGCCACAACAAUAGCUAGAAGAAUUGUGAGACAAACUUGUAUUUUCUUUACAGUAACCAAUCAUUUUAGUAUCUGGCUUGCUACAUGUCUCAGCAUCUUUUAUUUUCUCAAAAUAGCCAGUUUUUCAAACUCUAUUUUUCUUCAUCUAAAGUGGAGAGUAAAAAAAAUGGUUUCAGGGACAUUGUUGGCAUCUCUGCUCCUUCUGUUUUUAAAUGUUUUAGUCAUAGACACACACAUUGAUGUCUUCAUUUACAGAAUUGAAGCAAAUAUAUUCUUCAGAGCUAUCUCAAGUAAUUAUUCUCAAGUUGCUAGGCUCGUUUUACUCACCAACACUAUGUUCACACUCAUCCCCUUCACCGUGACCCUGACCAUGUUUCUCCUGCUCAUCUUCUCCCUAUGGCAACAUCUGAAGAGCAUGCAGUACAAUGCCAAAGGCUCUAGAGACAUCAGCAAGGCAGCCCACAUAAAGGCCAUGAAAAUGGUGGUCACAUUCCUGUUACUGUACAGCAUUUUUUUUCUGUCACUUAUUUUGCAGUUUUGUGAUAUUAAAUAUAAGCAGAAAACUUCAGUUUCUCUCCUUUUCUGGGUUACUGGAGUUGCUUUCCCUUCUGGCCACUCCUAUAUCUUGAUUCUGGGAAACACUAAACUUAGACAGGCAUUUAUUUCCAUGAUGUGGUGGCUGAGGUGCAGGCUCAGUGCUGUGGAGCCCUCAGUUUCUUAA
This is a messenger RNA of Microtus ochrogaster (prairie vole), 939 nucleotides long. RefSeq names its product taste receptor type 2 member 140-like. Gene Ontology annotation, cellular component: membrane. The record is from RefSeq and is a predicted model, not a curated record. NCBI's taxonomy places the organism in Eukaryota, Metazoa, Chordata, Mammalia, Rodentia, Cricetidae. Gene Ontology annotation, biological process: sensory perception of taste; detection of chemical stimulus involved in sensory perception of bitter taste; G protein-coupled receptor signaling pathway. Gene Ontology annotation, molecular function: G protein-coupled receptor activity; bitter taste receptor activity.